Molecule: messenger RNA, 389 nt
Organism: Dentiscutata erythropus
Lineage: Eukaryota; Fungi; Glomeromycota; Glomeromycetes; Diversisporales; Gigasporaceae
Source: the annotation of a GenBank genome assembly
CCUUAACAUUAACCUUGAUUGGUGUUAAAGAUUAUGGCCCGAAUAGAUUUUGGUGUUAUAGUGCUCCAAAUGAUCCAAUAACACCAUUAGUAUCAACUCUUUUAAUUCUUUCUAUAUUAUUAGUUACUUCAUUUUGUUAUGUUAUGACUUUGUUAGAAGUUAAUAUCCAACAAAAAAAAAUUCAAAAACUUGGUUCUGAUAGUUCUGGUAUUAAUCGCAUUGAUCUUAUUGUUGUAAAAAAAAUUAUUGGUUAUGUUCUAAUAUUUAUUAUAGAAUGGAUUCCUUCAAUGAUCUAUUUCAUAACUCAGAUGUACGAUAAUAUAUGGAUUUACGCUGUAUCUGUAGCUGCUAUACAUUUUGGUGGUGUAGGAAAUGCGAUUCUUUAUACU